This is a messenger RNA of Boleophthalmus pectinirostris (great blue-spotted mudskipper), 1994 nucleotides long. It is a transcript of the gene ssb, whose product is annotated as small RNA binding exonuclease protection factor La. The transcript is spliced from 12 exons. The record is from RefSeq and is a predicted model, not a curated record. Gene Ontology annotation, cellular component: ribonucleoprotein complex; cytosol; nucleus. The coding region runs from base 137 to 1339 and encodes 400 amino acids. Gene Ontology annotation, biological process: RNA processing; positive regulation of translation. Lineage: Eukaryota; Metazoa; Chordata; Actinopteri; Gobiiformes; Gobiidae. Gene Ontology annotation, molecular function: RNA binding.
UCACGGAACAUGUCAAUUCAGACCCUCAGCACUAUCCGUAGCACGCAGCUGUAGACACAACGUGCGAACUGCGUGCAGAGCUGAGCUUAGUUUCGAUUAAAGUGUGAGCGACUGGAAGGCUUUUAUUAAGUUAAUCAUGGCAGAUGAAGAAAUGUCUCCUCUUGAGCUUAAAGUGGCAAGACAAAUCGAGUACUACUUUGGGGAUCAUAACCUCCCAAGAGACAAAUUUCUCAAAGAACAAUUACAGCUUGAUGAUGGCUGGGUAACACUGGAGACUAUGCUAAAAUUUAACAGACUGAAGGCUUUAACGACAGACACCACUGUUGUUAUAGCAGCACUACAAAAAUCAAAGAUGGGUUUACUGGAGCUCCAUGAUGACAAGACUAAAAUCAGAAGAUCUCCUAACAAGCCGUUACCUGAAGUUAAUGACGAAUACAAAGCAAAUAUUGCUCACAAAAGUGUGUAUAUGAAAGGUUUUCCUCUGGAAACUUCUCUGGAUGAAAUUCAAGAAUGGCUGAAUGGAAAAGGCAAAAUAGAAAAUAUUCAGAUGAGAAGAAACCUACAAAAGCAAUUCAAGGGAUCAGUGUUCAUCUGUUUUGACACUGAAGAGUCCUCAAAGCAAUUCCUAGAACGUUCAGACGUAAAGACUUUCAAGGACAAUGAGUUGCUAGUGUUGUCCAGAGAAGCUUAUCAUGCAAAGAAAGCAGAGGAGAGAAAACAAUUUAAAGCGGAGAAUAAAGCUAAAGCAAAGCAGGACAAAGAAAAACACCAAAAACAAACCGAGGACAAAGAAAUGGAGUUGCUCUUGGAUGAACAGACAGGAUGUCUGUUAAAAUUUUCUGGAGAGCUUCAAAAUGUUUCAAGAGAAGACUUUCAUGAAUUAUUCUCUGGCUACGGAAAGAUCAAAUGGGUCGAUUUUACCAGAGGUGCCAAAGAGGGCACGCUCCUAUUUGAUGGAAAUGCAAAGGAAGCCUUUGAUAAGGCCAAAGAGGCAAAUGAAGGGGAAUUGAAAAUCAAGGACAACACAGUUACAUGGCAGUUACUUGAGGGAGAUGAGGAGAAGGAAGAAUUAAAGAAGAUAAUUGAAGCUCAACAAGACUCUUACAGGUCCAGAGGCAGAGGUGGUAGACGCCCAGGUGGAAGAGGAAGAGGAGGCAAAAGGGGUAGGGGUGGCGGCAGAGACAGAGAUCAGGGCAGACAUCAUUUCCAAGGAAAGAAGACCAAAUUUGAUAGUGAUGAUGAAGGCGAUGAUGAGAAUGCACCUGCAGCUCCAAAGAGAGAGCUAGAAGAAGCAGAAGCUCCUCCAGCCAAAGUUGCCAAAACAGAGAAUGGAUCUUAAGUUUUAAAAAUCACUCAAGAGUUUUUGUCAUUUGUAAAAACAUUUAUAACAAACCGCAAAAGACAGAAAUUGCUUUAGUCCAUUCCAUUGCAACUUUCAGGAUUUGGAGAAUCUUAAGAAAUCCACCUGGAUAUCCACCUAGGAAGUAAGACAUUAAAUGAACCCAUGUAUCUUAAAAGUAGUGUUUAUUUUAUUAUACUUAACUGUACAUUAGGACUAAUUUCUUUUGAACAAGCGCUUAAUGUCAAAUAUUUGACAUUCAGUAAGUCCUAUUUGCUGUGUUGAUUUGUAAAGAAUUGAAUACUUUUUUUUAUAGUUUGCAUAGAAAAUGGUAAAUAAAACAAAAUGUAAGCCCAAUAUUGGAAACUUUAUUUUUUAUUCAUAUCUGGUUAUACAAAUGAACUUACCGAUUUCUUUUUGUGAAACUUGUAAGAUGCUGGUAAAUCAUAUCUUAGUUCUGUAAACAAACAGUUGGGCUAUGUUAAACACUUAUUUGGCUUUCAGUGUUAAUGUUUUAUUUUGUCUCACCUGCUACUACUUCCAUUUUAACACCCCAAUCAUGUGCCUUUUUCUUUAUGUGCUAUAAAAUUGGUGUUUACUGUUAGUUUGUUUUAGUUUGUUUUUUUAAUGCUUUUAAAAAAAAAUGGAACCCUUA